UUGACAAGUUAUGUUAUGUAUUGUAUAUUUCCAAAAUUGUAAAUGACAAAUAUGUGACAGUGUUUAAAAAUUAUCGGCCUAACGAAUGAAUUGUGUUUAAAUAAAGUGAAUAGUUUCGAUCGUCGAUCAAAUUCAUACUUAUAAAAUGGGAAAGCGAAAACAAGGGGCCCCACAAAAGGUGGAUGGAAGAUUAAGAAAGGAGCUGACAUGGAACAUGUUGGAUAGAAAUACCGAAGACGAACCUCUGAAUAUUCUACAAGACAACGAUCCCGAGCUGCUGGAUGAAUUACAGAAUAUAGCUGAUAUUCACUUACCAAAAAAGCAGCAAAAGCUGACUGAAAAUGAUCCAAAACAAUUGCAAAGUCGCCCUUCCACAUCUGAUUUCUCUUUAAGUUACAACAAAGAUGAUUUAGUGGACAUUUUCAAUCUGUAUGUGAAAAAGUCAUCUUGCAAGUUUAACUUAUACAAAGAUUUGACGAUUAGGAAAGGAAGUCACAGUUUUGAACUUGCAAAGUUUGAUAUAUCAUUGUUACCUUUUCCUCUAUUUUUUCCUUUACCAAGUGAUGGAUGGUCAGAAGUUGAAAGUUUUGUUGUUCAUAUCAGUGAGGAAGAGGACAAGCAUGUUAUUAGCUAUGGUGCUGGGGAGAACCGUACAAAAGUGGUUAAAAAUUCAGCAAAGAAAUUUAACAAAAAUAAUGCAGAAAAGAAUGUAAAGUUUUGGCUGUUCUGCACCCAAAUUCCAAAAGAAGUUUUGCAGUCCUUGAAAUGCAAGUCGUUACAUGUUUCUGUGGACAGUGUCGAUAUUGAACAUUCAUGUAUGACAAUAAAAGUGUCUGGUACGGAAGAUUUCCAAAAUCAGACGAGAUAUCCCAGUGACCCUGUGAGACCAAGGCUCAUGAAUGAAUCUCUGAAAGUAUUGAUGGACCAUUUCUACAGUGUGGCUGCUCCAUGUUAUGACAUCUUACCCUUCACCAAGAAACAUGACAUUGAUGCUUUGUUCAAAGUGAUCAAGGACAACCAUGAAAGGUGCCCGCUACAGCACUUGCCAGAUGUUCAACACAAGGACUUGUUGCCAAGGUUACGGCCAUAUCAACAGCAGGCAAUCACCUGGAUGGUGAAUCAGGAAUUGAGGGCAAAGAAUCUUACUUCCUCAGGUGGUCUUCACAUUUUGUACACACCAGUAGAAACUCAGGAUGGCCAGGUCCUGUACUACAACCGAUACGCUGGAGUGUUGGUAAGGAACUACCCAGAGCAGGUUCUCCCAACAGCAGGUGGUAUCCUUGGUGAUGAGAUGGGGCUGGGGAAGACUGUGGAGGUGCUGGGGUGUAUGUUGCACCACCCAAGGGAGCAUGUCCCCCAGCCAGCACCUCUGCCAGUCGUGGAAGACAAUGAAGUUGAAGAUGUAACAGACAAGAAGAAGAAGAAAAAGAAACGAAAGAAGAAAAGGAUUGUGCCAAUGGAAUCGGAAGGCUCCGAUUCAGAUGAGACAGUUAUAUACAUGGACCUGGACACAGAUAUUAGCUCGCUUAAUCUGACUGAAAAGGACAUUGAUAAGAAUAAAGAAAAUAAGGUUGAAAUAGAUCAAGCGUCCAACCAAUCAAGUGGUAGAUAUGAGUCAUGUGACAGUGGCAUACUGCAGACUGCUGUUGAGGACCAAUCAAAUGUGCCAAAUAUAUCAGGUGAUUCUCCAACUCUUGAAGACUCCAAACAUGGUGUUUCUUUGAAAAGUGGAAAGCAAAAAAAUAAUGUUAAAAGUGGUCUUGAACAGACUGACAAACAGAAUGUUAAGAAAAGCACAGAGCCAAAAGAGAGGAAGUCUUGUUCGUCUAGGAUUGAGAAGCCAGACAAUGACGACAUGAAAAAUGAGCCAAAACAUCAUCACAAGAACAUAUUCACAGAGCAACCAGCAUAUCACAAGUCCAAAUUUGAGUGUGUAUGUGGGGCGCAUAGGUUCCAGUCAGGAAAGAAGUGGCAGAGACUCCAUCCGGUACAGUGUAUGGUGUGUCGACUCUGGCAGCACGCUGAGUGUGUCAAGUAUGAUGUGAAGGAUCCGCUUCGUGGGGAGUUCAAGUGUCCACACUGUCACGCUGCGGGGGAGCCGAUACCCUCGGGCGCAACAUUAAUUAUCUCCCCUGCAUCCAUCGCUCAUCAGUGGGUUGACGAGAUCAUGAAACAUGUGGCACAGAAGGCCAUCAGUGUCAUGAUGUACGAGGGUGUCGGCAUGAGCAAGCAGCAGUAUGUUCAGCCCCGAACGUUGGCCCGCCAGGAUAUCGUCAUUACUACAUACGAGACACUCCGCAAAGAACUGGACUACGUCGAUCUUCCUCACUCCAACAGUGCAGAUGGUCGUAAACUGCGUCACCCAAAGAGGUUUAUGGCUAUUCCAAGCCCGUUGACUGCUGUCCAAUGGUGGAGGAUUUGCCUGGAUGAAGCGCAAAUGGUGGAAUGCACCACAACUAGGACUGCUAUGAUGGCGUUGAGAUUGAGUGGUGUAAACAGAUGGUGCGUGACUGGCACACCCAUUCAGAAGGGACUUGAAGACCUGGUGGGCCUGUUCCUUUUCCUCGGAGUGGAGCCCUACUAUCACCUGCAGUGGUGGCACCAGCUGCUGUAUGACCCCUACUGUCAUGGGGUCAUGGAGCCUAUGCACAACCUCCUCACCUCUGUCUUAUGGAGGACAGUGAAGAAAGAUGUCCUCGAUCAGAUUGACAUCCCAGAGCAGAGACAGGAAGUUACAUGGCUGAACUUCAGUCCUGUAGAGGAACACUUCUACCGCCGACAGCACCAGGUCUCGGCUAGACUCUCCAUGCAGACAUUGAGCAAGUGGUCAGACAGCAGUGUGAAACUGAGCAGUCUGGACAGAAAAACUGUAUCACAGAUGCUGUUUCCCUUGGUGAGACUGAGACAGGCCUGCUGUCAUCCCCAGGUUGUCCGAGGGGAGUUCCUGCCACUUAAGAAAGAUGUGAUGACGAUGGAUGAGCUGUUGGAAUCGCUGACUAAAAAGGCCAAGUUAGAAGCCGAAGAGGCCCACAGGCAACUGGUGGCUGCCAUGAACGGGCAAGCAGGCUUACAUAUCAUACAGGAUGAGUAUGGAGAUGCAGUUGAGAAGUACCGAGAGGUGUUGAGGUCUGUGGAGGAGCACAGGGACAUGUUAAAGACUGACGGGCUGCAGCAGCUCCAUGCCAUGUACAACCUACAUGAGAUCCUGCAGGCAAAGCCCGCCGGAGUGGAUCCAACAUUGCGUGACCACUUGCUUGAGAAACAGAUAAAAGAACUGAAAGAGCAUUACCUGGCAAAGGCUGUGGCAUAUCUGACCUCCACCAGCGAGGCUCUAGCUCCAGCAAGAGUAGAGGUGCUGCAGAUGAAGAGAGAGUUAGGAGAGGGUGAGCUGUGGUACCUGGAGGUGAUUCAGUGGGCUACGGACCACCUCUCUCAGGAUCAACUAGAUGGCCUGCUCAUGAAGGUUGAGGAUGAUGUGAAGAAAGACAAAUCCCACUUUGACCGAAACCAGCGUGAAAGACCUAAAAGCUUUCUUGAGAGACACUUGCACUCUCUGCGGGCUCUGCAGUACGCCAUGCACACCUCUAUGAGUGAGAUGAAGGACGCCUACAAGGAGCUCAACGCUGCCAUGACGACACUGAAAGGUGACCCCAGCCAGGACCUUAUCAACAAAACUGUUGAGUGCUGCCUUAGACCCAUAGCAGAGGUACUCAACAACUGUCCAUUUUGCAAGACAAGGGAAGCCUUUGAGAGUUAUGAAUCCAGGCUUUUUGCCUUUAUUGAGAAAGACACUGUGAGGCUGGGUCCAGACGUUGGUGGUUUCAAGGCCAACAGAGAGGGGACCUGGGCAGACAGCGAUGCUGAGAAAGCCCUUAAGAGUAUUCUGUCCUUCGCCAAAUCUUAUGGAGUUUCAGGGGAGCUGGUGGAAUAUGGCACUUCCCACUUAAAGUAUCUGGAGUCCUUGAAAAAGGAGUACAAGAAACUGCGUGCCAACUGGGCAGGUAAGAAGGAACACGUUGCCACCUUUGAUGAGCUGGACAUGUGCACUACACGCCUGAGACUGAGGCUGCCAGACGAACCAGAACCUGAAAUUCCCCAGCCUAACGUGCUUGACAGGACUGAGCUUGCUCAGCAUGGCAUGAAGCUGAUGUCAGACCGGAUCAUGGCAAAUGGAGAACUGAGGAGGAAACUUGGCCAGUUGAUCUACCUGACCAACCUGGCAAAGAAUCAUGUGAACAUACAAGAUGGGAGCAACCCAGAACCUUGCCCUAUAUGUCAGCAAGAACUAGGAAAAAAUUGGAGCGUGAUGCAGUGUGGCCAUUGCUUCUGUAUGGACUGCAUGAGGAUCCUGCAGGAGCGAGCCAGCUUCGGGCGCCAGAACUUCUGCGUCAAGUGUGCCAUCUGUCGCCAGUCCACCCACCAGACUGAGAUCUCAUACGUCGUCACCUCACAGAAAUAUGAGCAUGAUGAAUUGAAAGUCAAGGGUAGCCAUUCCACAAAGGUAGAGGCAGUUGUAAAAUGCCUGCUGAAGAUCAGAAAGGAAGACCCCACAGCAAAGUCACUUGUCUUCUCCACAUGGGUGGAUGUGCUAAGUGUUAUUGCCAAGGCUCUCGGUGAAAAUGACUUGAACUACAGGGCACUGUAUGCAUCAGGAAAAUUCCAGUACAACCUAUCAGCCUUCAAGGAGAAUCCAGAGGAUACCAUCCUACUGCUGCCCGUGCACUCCGGCGCAAAUGGGCUCAACUUGAUUGAGGCCACGCAUGUGAUUCUUGUGGAACCCGUUCUGAACCCUGCCCAGGAGCUGCAGGCUAUUGGUCGUGUUCACCGCAUAGGCCAGACCAGGCCCACAUAUGUGCACAGGUUCUUUGUGAAGAAUACUAUAGAGCAGAAGAUGUACACCCUGUUGAAGUCCAUAGACGUAACUCCCAGUAUGGGCAAGGCCUCCGAGGAGAUGUCCCUCACUAUCGGCGACAUUUCCGCCCUAUUCUCACAGCAGAUGGAGGCAGUGGACAGGGAGGGUGUGGCAAGUCCACAGACUGACGACUCUGGGGGGUUAGGGGAAGAUACAGGUCAGGGGUCAAGCCAGGAUAUAGGUCAGUGGUUAGGGCAAGAUGCAGAUCAGGGGUCAAGUCAGGAUAUAGGUCAGGGGUUAGGGGAAGAUAGAGGUCAGGGGUCAAGUCAGGAUAUAGAUCAGGGGUUAGAGGAAGAAACAGGUCGGGAUAUAGGUCAGGGGUUAGGGGAAUAUACAGGUCAGGGUUCAAGCCAGGAUAUAGGUCAGGGGUUAGAAGCAGAUAAAGGUCAAGAGUCAAGCCAUGAUAAAGGUCAGAGUCUAGGAUAACAUAUAGAUCAGGGUUUAAGCAGGGAUAUAGGUCAGCAGUCAAAUGAAAAUUUGCAUGAAGGUCAAGGUUCAAGUAGGGAUAUAGGCCGUAGGUUAUGUGAUUACUUAGAUUAGGGGUAGGUCAGGGUUCAAGCAGGGAUAUAGGUCAGCAGUCAAGUGAAAAAUGCAUGUGGGUCAAGGGUCAAGUAGGGAUAUAGGCCAUUGGUCAAAUGAUGACUUGGAUUAGGGGUAGAUCAGGGUUCAAGCAGGGAUAUAAGUCAGCAGUCAAGAGGAAAUAUGCAUGUAGGUUAAGGGUCAAGUAGGGAUAUAGGCCAUAGGUCAUGUGACUUAGAUCAUGGGUCAAAUUUGGAUAAUUCAGGGGUCAAGUCAGGAUAUUGCUCAGGGCUCAAAAGGAGAUCAUUAUUCUAGUUAGAAAAAAGGUCAAGGAUUAAUUCAAUUAAUUGUUGCUAAGAGAAAUUAUUAACUGGGGCAGAGAUAUAGUAAUUUCUUGAUGAAGACAUCUACUGUUGUGAUGUGACUACUAAAUGGUAGAUUGGACAAAAACAAGGUGGCACUGGUUAACCUGACCAGCAGUCGUCCAGAAUCGCAAUCCCAGCGCAACUUUGUGUUAAAAGAAUCCUAAGUGUGCACACUAUAUACAAUAAUAUACAUGUAGGUCACAAGGCAUCCAAAAUCACAUUUAUGUACAUGUACAUUGGAAUCAUUGUUGCGUGUUCCACAAUAGAUGAUAAUCAUGUGACAAUUUAGAUUGUGAUCAACAUUCCUCUCUUCAUUUCUUUUGUUGUAUUGUUAAUCAAUGUCAUCAAAAUGUUUGUUGGCCCAUUAAACAACGGCUGUCAGAAUAUGAAUAUAAUAUACAGUAUAGUUGUAUAAUGGGCGGAGUGAUACUAAAUUUAGAGGGAUUACAGUACUUCAUCAUCAGACUCAUAGAAGCAUAUGGGCAAUCAAGGGCAGGUACAUUCGGAACACCUCGGACAUUUUCCAUCGAAAACAAUCUCGGAUGUAUAUUGCCGGUUUACAAUGUCAGAAAUUUUAACAUUUAACUACGCUGCAAGAAGAUCACGUAGUAAUUUAGAUUUAGCAGUUAAACUUAAUGACUUUACUCUCGGGAAUCUGAAUUAUUUAUGUACUAAUUCAAUUCACUGGCAAUCAAUCUAAACUUAGAUUUACAAAAUACGCGUUAAAACACUACAAUUUAAUUUAUUAAAAAUUUUACAAACUACUUCUACUGUACCGGCGUACAUACGAUGUUGUUUUCGAUGGGAAAUAGCCGAGAUGUUCCGAAUGAGUGAGGGAAAGAGUUAAAGAAAUAGUGCACGAGGUGAAUGGAGAAUUUGCUGAGUCAUUCAUAAAUUCGAAAUCCAUAUCGGGUGUCUGGGUGAGAAUGUUUUUUAAGUGUAAAUACAUCUGAAUUAUAACAUAUGUAUGUGAUGCACGGUGUUGCGUGAACAUGCACUUUUGUAAAACGACGGGUGUUGUAAUUCAUACAAUGCAGAAAUGUGCAAUUACAUUAACUAUUGUGAUACAUCUUUAACGUGUGGUUGUUUAUUUUGUUAUAGUAUCUACAUAUCUUUGUACCAUAUAAGUCCAUUUACCUAUGUCAUCAUGAUAUAACAGUGCGGGUAUGCACCUGGAUUUGUGUUGUUUAUUAAUGUUAUAAACUUGAA
This is a messenger RNA of Mya arenaria, 7005 nucleotides long. RefSeq names its product E3 ubiquitin-protein ligase SHPRH-like. The transcript has 31 exons. The record is from RefSeq and is a predicted model, not a curated record. The coding region runs from base 146 to 5338 and encodes 1730 amino acids. Gene Ontology annotation, molecular function: ATP-dependent chromatin remodeler activity; ATP binding; ubiquitin protein ligase activity. Gene Ontology annotation, cellular component: nucleus. Gene Ontology annotation, biological process: DNA damage response; protein polyubiquitination. NCBI's taxonomy places the organism in Eukaryota, Metazoa, Mollusca, Bivalvia, Myida, Myidae.